Messenger RNA from Pectinophora gossypiella (pink bollworm), 1442 nucleotides. RefSeq names its product major facilitator superfamily domain-containing protein 9-like. Gene Ontology annotation, biological process: transmembrane transport. The record is from RefSeq and is a predicted model, not a curated record. The coding region runs from base 161 to 1393 and encodes 410 amino acids. The transcript is spliced from 5 exons. Lineage: Eukaryota; Metazoa; Arthropoda; Insecta; Lepidoptera; Gelechiidae. Gene Ontology annotation, molecular function: transmembrane transporter activity.
UAACCAAAAAAAAUGGUUAAGUUUAUCAAUUACGUAGUAAAAUUAAAUACCUAUUGCCAAUACAAUGAUUGAAUUAAAUAUAUAAAUUCCAACAACUUAGAAAUUAGGUUUCUAUUUAAUCCUUAAUAUUUGUGAAAUUUUUGUACACAUUGUGAUAGAAAUGUCUUUUUCCAUUCAUCUCCUUCAUUUCAUAGCAUUUGUGGACCUGCUGGCGGUGGGGCUGAUCCUACCGCUGGUGCCGGCACACGCGCGGCAGCUGGGCGCCAGCCACGUCGCAGUCGGCCUGCUCGGCUCCGUCUACGCCACGUUCCAGCUGGGUUCCGGUCCCCUUGUUGGCAGUUUAAGUGAUGUAAAAGGACGGAAAACAAUAUUAAUGCUGUCAUUAGUAGUGUGUAGUGUGGCCUACGGGCUCACAGGAAUUGUUACCUCAGUUACCAGUAUUUUAUGUUUAAGGGCACUUUUAGGGUUAUUUAAACAGACCCAAAUGUUGACUAGAGCUAUGGUGCCGGAUUACGAGGGUUGUGAGACCAAGCAAUCUGAAAUAUAUGGCAAGAUGGCUGCUAUCUCUGGAGCUGGCAUCACAAUAGGACCAGUCAUCGGAGGACAUGUUCUUGAAGAUUAUCCCGAGCAUGGCUUUAAAUACAUAGCACUAGCAGUUGGUGCAUGCUUUCUUCUGAAUGCUGGUCUUGUUUACACUUUGCCUAAAACAGUCAAAAGGGUCAAAAGGAAAUCAAGAGAGAAACAUGGAGCAGUUUCACAAAAUGUUGUUAACUUUGUUACUCUAAGCUUAAGACAAUCUGUGAUAGAAUUGUACAAAGUAAACUGGUAUAAAUUUUGGGAUGUAUUCAUGUUAAAAGCCUUAAUAGGGUUUGCUAUGGGUGUGUAUUAUUCCAAUUAUUCUUUGUAUCUGAAAACUAUUUACCUAUUGUCUCCUAAAUAUGUAGGCUAUGUAAUAUCAUUUCAAGGUGUUAUCGGAUCUCUGUCUAGUUUUUUCAUGGGCUACAUCAAUAGAUUAUAUUGUGAAGAUAAUGAUUACAGUUUAAGAAAUUUGCAUGUAUUUGCUAUAAUUAGCAUAUCACUGAUAGGAAUGAUCUUGUCAUCCAAUGUAUAUGUAUAUGCAUUCUGGUUAAUCCCAUUAGCUAUUGGCAAUGCUACAGGCAGGCUUGUAACAUUAGAAAUGAUAUUGAGACGAAGCCACGGACACCACAGAGGGACUUUAAUUGGUGCUUCCAAUAGUGUUCGUUCUUUAUCUGGGAUUGUAGCCCCCAUGGUGGCAGGGCUGAUAGGCCAGUAUGUUGGUGUUACCUAUGUUAUAUAUGCUUCUUUACUGGCAACUUUAAUUGGACUUGGCAUGAGCUAUCACACUCGAAACACAAAAAUGAAAAAUGACUGAGUAAACUAGUAAGUUAUUUAAUUCAAAAAUAAAUAAAAAUAAUGCAAAA